This is a messenger RNA of Cydia fagiglandana, 487 nucleotides long. RefSeq lists its product as uncharacterized. The record is from RefSeq and is a predicted model, not a curated record. The coding region runs from base 23 to 436 and encodes 137 amino acids. Lineage: Eukaryota; Metazoa; Arthropoda; Insecta; Lepidoptera; Tortricidae. The transcript is spliced from 3 exons.
GUGCUAGACGAUCGCUAUCGCUAUGUCGUUCUUUGGGAAGCAGUAUAAGAAAGUUAGGGCUGAAAAUGCAUUGGAGGUCAUCGGAAAGCUAAAUCUUUCUGAAAAAACCGUGGCUCUCAUUACCAAUCCUGAUACCAUUUCCACCUUCUCCAAAAACGAUGACGGUACCCUCCAGUACGUGGUCAAGAGUGGCUCUGGCGCCCUCGUUCUUGACCAGAAGAUCGUCCUUGCAGAACACAGAGAUUUUACAAGCCCUGAUGGCAUGGAUACGAAUGUGAAGUUUUCGCUAGAUGGAGAUGUACUAAAAUCGCAUUUCCAUUUGCCCGAUGGUAAUGUCGUGCAUAUGAACAGAUAUUUUGAGGGUAACGGCAUGAGAAUGGAAAUAUACACUAAAGGUUCCGCAGAAAAAGCUACAGUUUAUUACGAGGUUGUUUAGUUAAAUUAUCAUUUUAUUUAUUUAAUAAAGUUAAGUUUCGAAUAAAUUAUA